GUUAUCGUUCUUAGGCGACUUCCUGUUUGUUGUCACCAGUUUGUCGUGAGUCAAAAUCUAUAUGGUGAAAAAUGUCUACACGUUUAGAGAAAGAAAAAUCGAAAGCUCAACAGGAGAAAUUUCAGGCAGUGUUAUCAAAUCUCCUCAAGGACGACGACAACAAAUACUGUGUGGACUGUGACGCCAAAGGACCAAGAUGGGCUUCUUGGAAUCUAGGAAUUUUCUUGUGUAUACGAUGUGCAGGGAUCCAUAGAAAUUUGGGUGUACAUCUAUCAAAGGUGAAAUCUGUCAAUCUAGACUCAUGGACAGCAGAACAAGUGUCUAUGAUGAUGGAGAUUGGGAACAGUAGAGGGAGAGCUGUAUAUGAGGCAAAUAUUCCUGAUGGAUUCCGUCGGCCACAGACAGAUUCUAAAAGUGCUUUGGAGGCCUUUAUCAGAGCAAAAUAUGAACACAAGAAGUACAUUGCUCGGGAAUGGGUGCCACCAAAAGUCUCUAUUCCAAAAGAGCUUAAACCAGACGGGCUUUUAGAGGAUGAAAAAGCAGAGAAGAAAAAAAGACAAAAGCAAGCUGUUCAGCUCAAUCCGGUUCCCAAAACAAAACCUGUUGAGAGUAAUUCAGCAUCUGCUUCACCUAAAAAGGAACCGACUCCUGCUCCCAGUCAGCCAGCAUCAAGCAGUGCUAAUGAUCUUCUAGGACUGGAUACACCAGCUGUUAGCGGUAAUCAGCAGAAGUCGAGUAGUUCUAAUGAUUUGUUGGGAGAAUUGGGAGAUUUCAUGGGAGCACCUGUCUCCCAACAGACCAGCUCAGCUAAUUCUAGUCAACCUCCACAAUCAACACAACAGAAUGGAGAAUCUGAUGUUAACUUGUUCCAAGAAUCUGACAAGCCUCAAGACAAAACUACAAAAGACUCGAUAAUGGCUCUCUUUGGAAGCUCAUCCAAUCAGCAGCCACAGCAACAGUUUGGAGUCCCAGGUAGCUAUGCCCCGCCCUUUGAUGCGUAUCAGUAUGAAACAGGAGGUGUGUACAUGCCUCAGCAAAAUCCAAAUACUGGAAUGUAUGGUAUGCCUCCAAACAGCAUGAUGCCUCCCAACAGCAUGAUGGCCCCAAACAACAUGAUGGGGAUGAACAACAUGCAAUAUCAACAACAGAUGGGCAUGAUGAAUAUGCCACAACAGCAGCAGGGUAUGUAUAAUAUGAUGGGCAUGCCACCAGUCAGCCAGGCAGGGUAUGGGAACCAGCAACAGAUGCAGCAGAUGCAAUACAACCAGAUGCAGCAACAGAUGGCACAGAUGCGAGUGGGAAGUGGAAACAUGGGAAUGAUGGGGGCUCCAAUGGGGAAUCAGGGGGCCAUGAAUUGGGGAGCUCCGGCAAAUAGUGGACAGACUCUAUCUACAAAUUUAUGGAAAUGAUGAUAUUGAUUUAUUAGUACAUGUAUGUUGAAUUAACAUUCCUUGCAUUUCAUGCUGGAUACUGUGUAGGACAGGGGGGUCUCAAAUAGCAAGCCACCCUGUUUGCCCCAUUUCUGGACAUUGAAGAAUGGGCAAAACCUCAUUCUUUUUUAUCAAAAGAAACCAACCAUUUUUAAGUAUUUCCAGCAAUGCGGGUUUUUUUUUAAUUGCUUUUAAUUUUUUUUAUUAGCAAUGAAUUCAUUUGAUAAAUAAAUAACAAAUCUAUUUUUAUUGUACUUUGAAACUAUUAAAAUGGAAUACUUGUAGUUAAUUUUAAGGAAAUGUACAUGUAUUUUUUUCAUUUGUAAUUUUUAACAAGUAACAAGAAAUCUUGCUUCACUUCAUCAAAAAACCAUCAGUGCAAUCUCAAAAAUCUUUGUGGUAUUAAUAUGUAUGUUCAGGGAUAUUUGCACAAACAUGCAGGUAUGUUUAUAGUUUAUACUUUCAACACAAAAUCAAACAUUUGAUUCUAUUUAUUAUGUUGUGCAGUUUGUAGAACUUACUGUGGUACAGUGUCUAAAAGUCAACUAAAACCCUUUAGAUUUACAUGUACAAGUUUGUGAUGCAGAAAUUUUUCAUUUCUGUUGCUAAAAUUUGAGAAACACUUUUGGAGUUAAAGAUGCAGGCAAUUAAUGAAUGAAAAUAUGAUUGGGAGAUAGAAAAAUUUAUAUCUUAUCAGAAUGCAACAUUUAUAAAUAAAUAAAAAACAUUUCUUCUCUUAUUGCUUUGCAUCGAACAAAAAUUUACUUGCCUGUGAGGUAUUUGUAAAAUAAAGUGGUAUGAGAGUGUGUAUUUGUGAGACAAAUAUCUUCUGUGUGAGACUGCUAGUUUGUGAAUGUUGUGAUAGAAUAUAUCUUAUUCAUUGUACAAUGUAUUUGUUGGCACUGUUUUAAGAACUUGUUUAAUUUUAUUUUAUAUAACAGUGCAGUUGAAAACUGUAUUGUUUACUGUUAGGCACAGAUGGGGGAAAUCUCUAAUACAUUCAUAUGUUUAACAAAUUUAAGGUACAUCUGUAUUUUUUAAUUAAAAAAAAAACCAAAGACCAGAAAAGACUGGAAGAUCAUUUGGGCUCUGUAAGAGUUAUUCUGGAAAAACAAUUACAGCAAAGUGCCAAGAAGUUAAUUUGCAUAAAUUAAAAAUGUAUUUGUGAGAAAGUGAAAUAAUGGAUGUCCCGGUAUAAUAUUGCACAUGGAUGUCAGAUCACCCAGAUCUGACAAAGGGCUUUGUUAAGAAGAUAAUUUCAUUUGCAAAUUAUUGAUGUAGAUAUAAUUACUAUUUUAUUUGUUAAUAAUUUUUGUAUAGUGUGCAACAAUAAAUUCAUCAUUGUCAA
This is a messenger RNA of Magallana angulata, 2778 nucleotides long. RefSeq names its product stromal membrane-associated protein 1-like. Lineage: Eukaryota; Metazoa; Mollusca; Bivalvia; Ostreida; Ostreidae. The coding region runs from base 72 to 1409 and encodes 445 amino acids. The transcript is spliced from 13 exons. The record is from RefSeq and is a predicted model, not a curated record. Gene Ontology annotation, molecular function: GTPase activator activity; metal ion binding.